CAUGAAAUCAGCCAGGCAUGUGCUGGGAAGCUGCUCUGCUUUCUCCCUUCCUUCCUUCAUCCACUCUCUUCCCAACAAACAGCUUCUUCUCUGCUCCAGGGAAAGCUGCCGGGCAGUGCCACAGCAAAACUGAACCCUCCAUCACCCCUUAGCAUUGCGUAUCUCCAUCCCAAUCGAUUGCACAAGGCAGCAAUACUGAGAGGAGGAAGCAGAGGGGUAUCUCUGUGCCCACAGCACCACCCUGCAAGGUUAUUUAACCCCCCCAUCCUCAGGUGGCCCCAUAGGGGGUGGUGGUGGCCUGAGCUGCAGCAGAAUGUUCACUGCUCUGCUCAUCCUCAGCCUGGGGGGCUCAAUGCUGCAUCCAGCAGGUGCUCACAGAAGUUGGAUCAUCGGGGGAAAAGCAGCGGUGCCGCACUCCCGGCCCUUCAUCGCCUCCAUCCAGAUGGACGGGCAGCAUUUCUGUGGGGGUUUCCUGGUGUGGCCCAGGUGGGUGAUGACAGCUGCCCACUGCCCCGUUCCCAGGCACAACCCCUCCUUCCGCGUGGUGCUGGGAGCUCACAGCCUGGAGCAGCCCGAGGAGUCCCAGCAGGUGUUUGGUAUCGAGGAAUCCAUCGCUCAUCCCCUCUACGACCCUCGGUCGGUGGACAACGACAUCCGUCUGCUCAGGUUAAACCACACGGCCGAGCUGAAUGCAUUUGUGAAGCGCAUCCGCCUGCCCCGGCCACACAUCGACCUGAAGCCUGGCACCCUCUGCUCCGUGUUGGGAUGGGGGGACAUCUCCAACUACGGCGAGAGACCCAUCCAGCUGAUGGAGGUCAACACCACCAUCGUCAAGAGGAGCCUGUGUCGGACCCUAUGGAAGGGCCGUGUCUCAGGCAACAUGAUGUGCGGGGCCAGCCGCAAUGCCACGCUGCAGGGCGUCUGUGCGGGUGACUCUGGGGGACCCCUGGUCCUCAAGGGGAAGGUUUAUGGUGUCGUCUCGUUCUCUGGGGAGAGAUGUGGGGACCGCCGGUACCCUGACAUUUACACCAGGAUCUCCAACUACAUCGAGUGGGUGCACCACGUUGUGCUCAGCCACCGCCAGCCCCACGAGCAGAGGAAGCACAAACUGGGCCCAGGGAAGGUGGGGAGGGAUCAAAGAGCAGCAGGGUGGGGAAGGCCAGGCCUCUCACAUCCCCCUCCAGCUCCAAGGGGUUUGAUGUUCAAUGGGAACUGACACCAGGGCUCAUCACUCCUGCCUCAGUUUCCCUGCCUGCUCCAAGGCAAUGGAGGGGGCUGAUGGUAGUGAGGAGCCCGGCAUCCCCCUGGCUGCACAGGGAACUCCAGUGCCACACUUCCCCCCUUGCUGCAUCACCACUUUCCUCCCUAAAUAAAACCUCAUUCCCAGA
Coturnix japonica (Japanese quail) is the source of this 1388-nucleotide messenger RNA. RefSeq names its product serine protease 57 (gene PRSS57). The record is from RefSeq and is a predicted model, not a curated record. NCBI's taxonomy places the organism in Eukaryota, Metazoa, Chordata, Aves, Galliformes, Phasianidae. Gene Ontology annotation, biological process: proteolysis. Gene Ontology annotation, molecular function: serine-type endopeptidase activity.